Hyalella azteca is the source of this 3648-nucleotide messenger RNA. RefSeq names its product heparan sulfate glucosamine 3-O-sulfotransferase 1-like. NCBI's taxonomy places the organism in Eukaryota, Metazoa, Arthropoda, Malacostraca, Amphipoda, Hyalellidae. The record is from RefSeq and is a predicted model, not a curated record. Gene Ontology annotation, molecular function: [heparan sulfate]-glucosamine 3-sulfotransferase activity.
AGAAUGCGGGUCUAAAAUAAGGCCACCAUGCCUAAAAGUUACGGUUAGUGUGGCACUACGCAGCAAGGUGCAUCAUUAUCCUGUGACCCGAGGGUGGGGGUUGACAAUAGGAAGAGUCAUGCACUGGGGUCUUAAAAAAUUUUCCUCAUCAUGCUCAUUGUUUUGCUCAAAAGAACACUAUGUUACAAGUGACAGGAAUGCCAAAAACUGCCUCCACUGCCACAAGAAGCAUUUCUUGUUGGCCACGAUGCUCUCAGUACUUUUUUGCCUCCUGGUUUUCUUCACCAAUCCUCUUCAUUCAUCUUAUUCAUUCAUUCAAGAUUCUUCUGCUCUUCAAAGGGGGAGUGAGAGGUCUGAUGACUUCCUUAUAGGUUCCCAUCAAGCCAAAAACAUCACCAAUUUUAAUUAUGGGCUUUCUUCAUCUUCUUUUUAUGUGGUGGAAGACGUUCCGUCUGAACCUGAAGGUAGCAACGGAUAUCCAAGACUGAAAGUCAAGGGAACACAGAGGAGACUGCCAGCAGCCCUGAUCAUUGGAGUACGUAAGUGUGGAACCAGAGCACUCCUGGAGAUGCUCAAUCUCCACCCAAACAUCCGUAAACGAGAUGCGGAGGUGCACUUCUUUGAUGAUGAUGAUCGCUACAACAAGGGGCUUGAGUGGUACAGGAAGAAGAUGCCUGUCUCUUUUGACAACCAGGUGACUGUGGAGAAGACACCAAGUUACUUCGUAUCCCGCGAGGCCCCAAGCCGCAUACAUGCCAUGGACCCGGACAUCAAACUGCUGCUCAUAGUGCGGGACCCCACCAUCAGGGUGCUGUCCGACUACGCUCAGAUCNUAUACAACCACACAAAGCUGAAUGAAACAAUUGCAGAACCUUUUCACACUGUUCGGAAAAAUAGUGAAAAAACUGACUGACCCUACAAUGCGAUCCAGAUCAGCCAGUACGUGGUGCACAUCUUGCGCUGGCUGCGCGUGUUCUCGCGCCACCAACUGCACAUCGUUGACGGGGACAGACUCAUACGCAACCCAUACCCCGAAAUUAGGAAGGUGGAGAAGUUCCUGCAGCUGCCGUCCCGUGUACAGCCGAGCAACUUUUACUUCAACCGCACGAAGGGCUUCUACUGCAUGCGCAACGAGACGCACCAGAAGUGCUUGGCCGAGAGCAAGGGGCGGCGUCAUCCUUACGUCGACCCUAGCAUCAUCGAGGCUAUCCGCCGCUACUUCACUCCCUUCAACGAACAAUUCUAUCAAAUUGUCGGGCAAAAUUUCUCGUGGCCUUCUUCCUAAACCUGUGGUGGUCAGGCUUGUUUCUUGAAGGCAGCUCUAAAAGGAAAUAAUUUUCGUAUCGGCGCAUUCGAAAUGAAAAAAUAAUACUGGUGAGCGAAACCAUGCCAAUGAUAUGAAUGACAUUAUGCUGCUGUGUAUCAAACUCAACCUCUCGACUACAAAUACCCAUAAAGUUGACAAGCAUUUUCUGCACAGUUUCGAAAUAAGUUAGGCGGUUUAAAUAGUUAGAUCGAAAUCAGUGCAACUGAUUGUCAGGGAACGUAUGAGAUGAGAGGUACGUAUGAGAUUUAUACACAGUCCAGAUGCGGCCUGCAGACCAUUGCUAGGGAAUGGCUCUAUUGUGAACAGAACUUGCUGGUUUUCUAUUAUCCAUCUUCACUUCUUCAAUAACUCACUAAUUGACUCGGGUAUUUUUUCUCGAUCUCUUCAUCGUCAAGCAAUCAAGAAGUGGUACCUGAUACGUAUUGUUCCUUCAAUAAUUCAUUACAUUGAUUUCACCCGCCACGAGCCUUUCACCUCAAGCUCGUGGUUGUUCUUGGGAUCUUCCCACCAUAGCUCAUGUCAUAAUUUGUGUGUCAUUAAUUUGUCGUAUGUGCGAGUUGGGCUCGUGUGGCCUCCAAAGAAUAGCCUUCAGGCAUACACACGUCGCUCUAUGUACGCGAAGAAAAUCUACUUAUAAGUGAAACGAAGAAUCUCCAGCUUCAGGAGUAAGGCAAAAACAUAUCACCCUAAAUUUACUUGACGUUUUUAUAUUGCAUUAUCUUCGUAUUUCGUCGAUCAAUUCUUGGGCUAGACCUCGCUUAUAAGAGCGCCUGGUUCAGCUCACUAUAUCUCAUUUUUAAUGUUUUGAAAUUCUCUCCAUAUCAAAGAUUUCUGCAUCAAUUUCUCUCAUAUGUAUAGAUGAUAUUACAGAUGCAUCAACUUCUCUCAUAUGUAUAGAUGAUAUUACAGCUGCAUCAACUUCUCUCAUAUGUAUAGGUAACAUUCGGAUAAAACCUUAAUUGAUUAGCAACUACCUGAUAUGAAUGCUUUCCCAUCUGAUUCAAAGCCAUUCAUUCCAAGACGUCCGGCCCUUCAUGCCACAUGCUGAAACCGAAUGAUUGAAAUUAGUAUAAUUUAUUAAUGGGAUGGACCCGAUUCAGGUUUUGACAUUUUAAUUGAAAUUAAUUGCUCUAUUUUUGUUACUUAGCUGUUAGUAACUUGACCAGACUUUCUAUUCGCAAUCCAUCGUCAUAAGAUCCCAUCUCUAAGUUUCCAUUGUCCAGUAUCGUUAUUUUUUGUCUCAGUGUUGUUACCGCCUUUUGCGUUAGUGGUUACUUUAUUACUGAAUACUAUAGUGCCUAUCGAGCAAAGGUACUUAACAGCCUCUCUGCUGUUAAGUACCUUUGCUGAGGGACAGCCUCAGCCAGCGUUGCUUCAACUCCUCGAAGUAGAACAAAAAUUUCUAGAAUUUAUGACUUUGUAGCAUCUGCUUUACCUCCGUUCGUACGUUUAUAUUUUUUGUUUGACUAGAAGCUGAAACAGACGACAGAAGUUUUUUCUCGUACUCGCAAUUCAUCCAGGAUGUCAAUAUUUUGUUUUAAUGUAUCGUCGAGCAUAAAGGAUGCUGUAUAUGCGUCCUAGCAAGUGUUCUCUUGUUCGGCUCACACUAUCUCUCGACUAAAUUUAAAGCUGAUAUUGCAUUGGCCAAAAUAAUUUAUUUAGAAUUCUUCUAUGCCUACUGUUGAGUUGACUUUUUUCUGUUACCAUUUUCAGUGUAAUAUUUCUCUGCGAAGUCAUAUCAGCAGCAAUGUUGAUCCUUUGGUUAUCUAAACCAAUGAUUGAUUCUGCUUCGUUUCUAAAAUUGGCAUCAAAAUUUUUGGAGAACUUCCUCAUGACUUAAUUUGUUCCAUGACAUCUAGUUUCUUAAGUUUUUUUAUUGCUAUCUAUAAAUCUUUGUGUUCAUUUCUACGUCUAGUUCCUUCCAUGCACUUCCUGACACCUGAUGUUCUGCCCGCUGUUCUUAACGAUUCUUUGUGUAAAGUUUUAAUUGUGUUGUCAAUGUGCACAAUAAAAGCAUGGGAUUGUAAGUGUAACCUGCACGGUUCCUCCAUGUCUCGCUCGUCAGAAGUUCUAAUAUAGGCGCCAUGACACCUCUGACGCUUCUCACACUUUAGACGCUAGAAGAGCUCAGCUCUCUAAUUUAAUUUAUUUUCAUUUAAUUUCUUCUUUCUUAUUACCUUCCCAAGCUUUAUGCAACUGUUUUAAAUCGAUAACUUUAAUGCUCUUACUUCGAGAUCUUAAUUUGCGUACGUUUUGAUUGUUCACAUUUAUUAGCUUUAUUCGUAGAUGGUAGCGAUAUUUCAGCCUCUUGACAAAUUUUG